Molecule: messenger RNA, 2579 nt
Organism: Astyanax mexicanus (Mexican tetra)
Lineage: Eukaryota; Metazoa; Chordata; Actinopteri; Characiformes; Acestrorhamphidae
Gene: csgalnact1b
Product: chondroitin sulfate N-acetylgalactosaminyltransferase 1b
Exons: 13
Coding region: 302-2488 (728 amino acids)
Biological process (GO): gamete generation
Cellular component (GO): Golgi cisterna membrane
Molecular function (GO): glucuronosyl-N-acetylgalactosaminyl-proteoglycan 4-beta-N-acetylgalactosaminyltransferase activity
Source: RefSeq, a predicted model, not a curated record
UUAAUCACCACCGAAGGCGCUAUGAGACGCUGUAGUGAAUAAGUAAAUGAGUGGGAUUGUCCUGCAGAAAAUUUGUUUUUGCCGCUCGUUCUGUUAAAGUGUUUACAACUAUAUAUUAAUUUACUCUUCCACCGGUGUUUGGAUGCAAUGUAGCGGAAAAGAGCGAAACGCGCCGCUGCAACAAAGCAGUUAGAUUUUACAGCAGCACGCUGUGGACUCCUCUACUCACCCGCCUCUCCUGCUGUUGAGACAAAACAACAAGCAACAGUCUAAAACUGGCUGACCCUCUUUAAGUGACCAAAUGUAUAAGCUUGGGAAGACCUCGGGUCACCACCACUCCAGAGAAGCACAUGUGUCUGAGAGCAGGCCAGCGAAGAAAGACAUGCAUAAGCAUAAGCACAAACACCAUGUGAGCCCUGGCUCAACAAAUAUUCCAAGUAGACAAAAUAUUGUUGGCUGCAGGAUAAAACACAAAUGGAAAGAAGACUCUUCCUCUCCCAUAUCACACUGGGCUGGUACAGUUCUAGACCAAGUCGAAGUUAACCCUUCUCUCUACCUCAUCAAGUAUGAUGGCUUAGACUGUGUAUACAGCCUGGAACUUCUUAAAGAUGAGAGGGUUCAAGGACUUGAAAUCUUACCUGACAAAAUUGCUACAUUACGAGUGAGUGAUGCUCGUCUAGCAGAGAGGAUCGUGGGGCAAACUGUGGAGCACCAGUUUGAAAAGGAUGAUGGAUCAAAGGAUCCCUGGAGAGGGUUAGUGCUUGGCAGAGCUCCCAUGAUGCCUACAUGGUUUUUCAUUACCUAUGAGAAGGACCCUGUUCUUUACUUGUACCAGCUUCUUCAGGACUACAAAGAGGGUGACCUCCGUAUACUUACAGACUUAGACGGCUGGACCAUUCGGCGCCCUUGUAGUUUGAUAGAAUUCCAAGCAGUCAUGCUGAAGAGGUGGUGUCUGAGCAUGAUGGUCCGCAGGGGGCUAGUGCUAGUGGUGACAUUCUGGGUUGUAGCUCUCCUGUAUUCCAUGAACUGCAGACCUCGUGGAAACCAAAAGCACCAAAAGGUCAAAGGGCCAAUGGAUGACAUGAAGUACCAGGCUUUGCUGCAGGAGCGAGAGGAGCAGUAUCAUCACUAUUCCAAAAGCCUUGGACAGCAGAUCUUCCAGUUGACGAAGGCUCUCCAAGACAGGAAAAGAAAAGUGCAGAAGUCUCUGGAACAGGCUGCUGUAAUGCUACCAAUGGAGUUGAAACAAUUAGAGGAAAAGAGUAAUUCCGAAAUUGAGAUGUUCUUCAAAAAGCAACUACAUAACGCAGAAAUCCAUGAAGGCUUAAAGCUACCAAAUGAACAUGCACUGGUUCCAUUUGAGAGCUUUUCUCUUCACAGGGUUUAUCAGCUGGACACUGGGCUUGCACGACACCCUGUACAAAGCACUCUUCGUACUGACCUGGGAGGGGCUUUAGAAGCAGCCCUGCACAUUCUUAAUGAUCCUCAAAAAAGAGACAACUCUCAAUACCGUAGGAUCCACUCUCCACAGGACUUCUUUGAGGGAAUUUUUCGGACAGAACGAGAUAAAGGAACCAUAUAUGAUCUCGCCUUCAGAGAUAAUUCUUCUGUGGACUUCAGGAGGCUACUUUUCUUCCGUCCAUUUGCGCCAUUGAUGAAGGUGAAGGAAGAAAUGAUUGACACAUCGAACAUGCUAAUAAAUAUCAUUGUACCAUUGUCCAACAGAGUGGAGUCAUUUAGACAGUUUAUGCACAAUUUCAGGGAAGUUUGUCAUCCACAAGUUGAAAAAGUUCAUCUCACUGUGGUGUUUUUUGGAACAGAGAAAAUGAAUGAAGUAAGAAGAAUUAUAGACUCCACUGCAAGGAAAAUGCGAUCCAGGAACUUCACUCUUAUACAUCUAAAUGCAAGGUUCUCCAAGGGAAAAGGCUUAGACGUGGGAGCUCGGGCCUGGAAGAAAAGCAAUGCUCUUCUUUUCUUCUGUGAUGUGGACGUACAUUUUACUGCAGAGUUUCUCCACUCCUGCCGCAUGAAUACCCAACCUGGUAAAAGAGUCUACUUCCCCAUACCGUUCAGCCAGUAUAACCCAGAUGUUGUCUAUGGUGAAGGUAGCAUACCUUCUAUUGAUAAACAGCUGGUAAUCAGUAAAAGCACUGGAUUCUGGCAAGAUUUUGAAUUCGGAAUAUUGUGUCAAUAUAGAUCAGACUUCAUCAACAUAGGAGGCUUUGACCUGAGUGUAAAAACGUUAGGAAAGGAAGAUCUUCACCUCUACAGAAAAUAUCUUCACAGUAAUCUCAUGGUGGUGCGUGCCCCCUCAAGAGGACUCUUUCAAAUGUGGCAUGAAAAACUAUGUGCAGAGGAUUUAUCAACAGAGUCAUUUAAAACCUGCAUACAGUCUAAAGCCAUUAAUCAGGCCUCACACAGCCAGAUGGGAGAACUUUUAUUUCACAAAGAAAUAGACAGUCAUCUCCACAAAUACAAACUCCAUUAGAACAUCAAGGACUGAGUGAAAUGGUAAAGCUGGUAUGUUUGAUAACACUACCUCUUUUUUGUGUUUUUUUUUUCUAUUUUUUUCUAUUUUU